AUGGAUAAGGUAAUGUUCUCAAAAGUGCACGAGUUUGUAGGUUUGAUGCUCUCGGAUCUCGAAAAUUCUCGGAUACCAGCAUAUAACAAAGAAAAUGAUUAUUGCAAAAUGGAAAAGAGAGGAAAAACAGCGCCACCAUUUAUGGAAAAGGGCACAGUAAUUGGAAUAAAGAAUAAUUAUCGAAUUGAGAAAUUGGUGGGUGGCGGCGGAUUCGGACAAAUUUAUCGAGCCAUUGACUUGGAAUCUAAAAUUGUGGUCGCUGUAAAAGUUGAGCCGAAAUCGUCAGAAUCUGCUCGACUCGUCCUUGAAUUGAAAAUAUUAUUAUUGUUGAAUAAUUGUCCGCAUACACCGAAAGUUUAUUGCAGCGGCGAAUACGGCGAAUACAAUUUUAUAAUCAUGCAAAUGCUCGGCAAAAAUGUCGGCGAUAUUCGCAAAAAGCAGAGGAGUCGAUCUCUCAGUGUUUUGGCGACUGUUCGAAUCGGAAUUCAAGUUGUCGAAUGCCUUCGUCAAGUUCACUCUCUCGGCUAUAUUCACAGAGAUGUGAAACCGUCGAACAUUUGCAUCGGAAUUGGCGAGAACCGCCGGGUCGCCUACGUCGUCGAUUUCGGAAUGGCGCGCAAGAUCAGAGGUGCCGAUGGGAAAUUUCGGCCGGAAAGGGCGUACGCCUCGUUUCGUGGUACAACCCGAUACGUGUCGGUGACCGCCCAUGAAAGAAAAGAGCAGGGAUUUGUCGACGAUUUGUGGUCGCUUUUCUACUCGCUCGUUGAGCUUUCUGAGGGUCUUCCAUGGAAAAAUGUGGUCGAUCAGGAUGAAGUCUGCGUCGCAAAGCGGCUAUUUUUGAAGACCUAUCGCGUCAAAAAGUUCAGCCAAGAGUUCGAGCUGUUCCCGCAAAUUCUUGAACGGACCCGACGGACCGACAUUCCGGACUACGACAAAUUGAUAAGUAUUCUGAAGGAGAGCACGACGAUUUACGACGACAGUUGCGAGUUCGAGUGGGACACAACCGACGAUUCGAUCGAAUGGUUCUGA
Molecule: messenger RNA, 1029 nt
Organism: Caenorhabditis bovis
Lineage: Eukaryota; Metazoa; Nematoda; Chromadorea; Rhabditida; Rhabditidae
Source: the annotation of a GenBank genome assembly